This is a messenger RNA of Ramularia collo-cygni, 336 nucleotides long. RefSeq lists its product as uncharacterized. Lineage: Eukaryota; Fungi; Ascomycota; Dothideomycetes; Mycosphaerellales; Mycosphaerellaceae. The record is from RefSeq and is a predicted model, not a curated record. The transcript has a single exon. Bases 1 to 336 code for a protein of 111 amino acids.
AUGAAGUUCCUCUCAGUCGGACUCCUCUUCUUCGUCGCCGGAGCUCUAGCAUCCGACUACCUACUCACAUACUCCUGCUACAACAAAACCGGCGGUAUCAACAAGAAUGGCAACAAUGAAUCCAAGCUCGCAGGUAAAGUCAGCGAGGACUUCGCCGACAAGAUCGAGGACAAGAUGGAAGAUUGGUCUGAUGGCAAAUACGAGGCCAAGAAGAAGUCGAUUGGAAGAAACACCAUCACUAUCGUCUGCAAGAAUGGUGGUGUCGAUACCAAGCAGCAAGCCUUGGAUGCCGUUUCUGAUCAGCAGCGUAUCGUUAACAGCCACAAGGAUGAUUAG